AUGUUAGCAUGGGAAUCAUUCUCACUUCAUCACUAAGCAAAUGAAGGCUCACUGUUUAGGUAUAUAGUUAAGCAAACCGAAAAGGUAACAGUUAAUUUGAUAAGUUGUUGGUUGUGUGAACUGAUGAUUCCUAAGAAAAUUAUUACUCUUGUAAAGUACUGAAUAUGCUGUUUCAAAUGUUUGAAGCUGUCGGGUGAAUCCGCAGCGAACUGCAUAGUUUUUCCGACCUAGUCUAUUCCCAUUGUGUACGGUUGAAAAUAUUACCGUGUGAUGUUACAAUGACACUGUCCCCUAAAGAAACUGUAACAAUGCAGGAGGUACGUCGCAUAGCAACAUCGUCCCAUAGCAACCCCAGCGAGUUGCUUUGUGAAGGUGCGCACUGCCCAUCCAGAUUUUUCGACGUAGUGGCUGGAGAUUACCAUGUGAAAAGUCAAUUAUAUUAAGGAAAAAUAACCAGAAACUUUAAAAGUAGUUUCUGUUUAUUGUUUUUUUCACAACUGUUGGCCUCUUUUGCACUAUGACCACACUGCUUUCCGUGGUUUCGGGGGCAGAGAGGAACGCCUACCCAACUCUCUCCCAGUUGUCCGAAAACGAUGUGGUUAAAAUUUGGACAAACGUGUCGUCAUUUAUCGAGCGACAGAUGUCCAUGCAAAAGGGGGUGUGCAUUCCUGGUCUUGGAUCAUUCACCUUUUCCCAGCAGAAGCUGGAAGUGGGCAACAAAUACAUCCUCAUCCAGCGACCGGUCUUUCUUUUAUCCGAGAAACUCUGUCAGUCCUACUGCCUCAAUCAGACCAAACCUCUUGCCGUAGCAGGGGACGUGCCGGUGGUGCCGCUCAACUUCGCAGCCGUGUCGGCAGAGAGCCCUUUUGACCGGGACAGCGUGGAGGGCUGCGUGCGGGAGACACUCCUCCUGCUGCUCCGUGCCGUGUCCACGCUCCGCACCGUCCUGCUUACCUUCCAAGGCAUCGGCAUUCUUACCUUUCAACACAGGAAGGUCAAGAUGAGGUUCCACCAGGACUUCAUCUCCGCCAUGGAUGGAACCGGGACGCUUCUGUGGGCUCUGACCAACAGACCUGGAACAAGCAUCUCUGUAGUCUCAGGGAGACUCUCAAGCCUCCAGCGACCAGCAACCAGAAAUGCCGUCUUGCUCCCCAAGUUCUCCUCAGUCAAUUCACCUGAAGAAGGGAAUGAGGGCUUCACCCCAGCAGCUGAGCCUUGUGACGGAGAGAAAGAGAAAGGGAGAAAGACCAAGCUCUUAGCACAACCCAAGUCCAGGCCACCUACAGCCAAAACAACCACAGUCAACACUACAAAUGACCCAGAGGCCAAGGGUCCAUCAGAUAUUGUGGAAAGGCAUGCUAUGUCCCAUCAACCACCAGAGGGCGAUGUUGACAAAGAGGAAGUGAAAGGGCCAGAUACCCGCCUUAAUCUGAUCUGCACCAACCACUCCCGAGCCGGACAGGAGCUCUGUUAUCUAUGUAUGCAGCGAGCCCAGCGUAACAUACCCCUGUAUCUGGCGGAGGAGAGGCGACGGGAGGAGCAGGAGGAGGAGAAAGCCCUGCUGUUCAGUGAGCAACAGAGAGUGGAGCAAUUCCUACAAAGAGAACAGGCUAGAGAGGAGCAGAAGCGGGAGGACAGUAAGAAAAUGGCAGCUUUUAAUCUGGGGAUCACUGAAGCACUGAGAGCAAAGAAGGCAGAAAAGCCCUCCCAGGUUGAGGACUCGUACAUCUUCAGGGAUCGCCUGGUCACUCCACCUAGGCUCCCAAUGCAGAGGCAUUACAUGCAGGAGCUGAUGGAACAGGUGGCCAGUAGGAGGCAGCAUUGCACACACAGCCGCCAAGACCAGGACCUGAUUGAGCGGCUGCACCAGGUUCAGAUCACAGACGAGAUCACUAAGCAGAGGUCUCAGGAACUUCACCAGAAAAAGAGCAAUGUCAAGAUCCUCCAGAAGGCCCUGAGUGCCCAACUGGAGAACCGGAGCAUGGGGAUCCCCGCGCGGCAGCCCGACUCGGAUGGCCCUGUGUUUGGCGUGCAAGAUGAUAUCCAUUCUGCACAGGCCAAGCAGUGGCAGAGGGCACGAGCAACCUAUGGCGAGCAGCUGGCAGCGGUCAGUGCCAGGAAGAGACUGGCACUGUGUGAGCACCUCGACCAGCACAGGAGGGAGCGAGACAUGCUGCAGCGCUGCCGCAAGGAGCUGAUCGCCGACCGGGUCAGCCGCUACGAGAGGCUCCGGAACCUGCGGGCCUCGCUGGAGGAGUCAUGGAGCCACAGUGCUAACCAGAAGUGUCUCCAGGACCAGGAGGAGAGAGCAUUCCUCAGGGCGGGGAGCAGACUGCUACUGGACCAGUGUGAGCAGUACCGCCGCUGCUGCCAGUGCAAGAGAAAGACCAGCCACUGUGGGCAGAGCAACAUCUGGAAGGAGUCACGCUACAUCCCUGGGUCCCAGCUGAUGAUGUAGCAGUGGACCAUUGAAUAACCAUCUAGAAUAUCUAGAUGGUGUAGCAGUGGACCAUUCAAUAACCAUCUAGAAUAUCUAGAUUGGUUAUCUAGAAUAACCAAAACCAAAUGGCUCUCUGACUCUGACAUGAUCUGACUGAUCCUGAAAACUAUAAGUCUUUACCUUAAAACCUAAAAGCCUUGAAAAACUUGAAUGUUGCUUCAUCUGUUCAUCUCUGGUGUGCUGGGGAGGGAGGGGGGCUGUUAGCACCCACUGUCUCUGAAGUCUUUCAUGAUCAUGGUCAUGUCAACUCUCAGUUCAUAGAAAGUUACACUUCCCUCUUAAUGGCUACCAACAUGACAUAACAUGAAAUAUAUGACACACAAUACAACUGGAUUUUGGAUAGACUACUUUUAUUUCUAUUUAAACAAAAUACUUCUAAUCUCUAGAAGGGCUGGUGGUUGAGCUUUAGAAAGGUAUCCAUCUGAUAAAAAUAUGAAGUCUGAGGGAUUCUGGAAAGCAGCUGAAAGCCAUUUGGCAGUUUAAGGUGGUUGCAAUGAGGCAAGGAACAAAGCAUGCAGCUGGCUUUAAUAAAUUAUAGGAGAGAAUAAUCUGCUUUUAUUUGGUGAUGACAUGAAAUGGGUACAUUUCACUGAACUGCUGCAUUCACUCAUAAUCUCAUUGCACAAUUGUAAAAGUUGAAGUUAAUCAUACAGAUAUAAUUUUACAAUUUUUUCUGAAGCUGAUAUUUGCACUAAAUGCAUU
This is a messenger RNA of Electrophorus electricus (electric eel), 3202 nucleotides long. RefSeq names its product coiled-coil domain-containing protein 81. Lineage: Eukaryota; Metazoa; Chordata; Actinopteri; Gymnotiformes; Gymnotidae. Gene Ontology annotation, cellular component: microtubule organizing center. The record is from RefSeq and is a predicted model, not a curated record.